GCUUCCCGCGCGUUAGAGACGUCGGCCCGGACGCGAGACUCGGGGACGCGGGCAUGGCGGGUCCUCAGGCCGAGCGGGUGUUGAUUGUGGGCAGUGGACUCAUUGGGCAAAGCUGGGCUAUGUUGUUUGCCAGUGGAGGACUCAAGGUGACACUUUAUGAUAUUGAGCAACGGCAGGUAACAGGUGCCCUGGAAAACAUCAGAAAAGAGAUGAAAUUGCUGGAGCAGUCCGACUCUCUGAAAGGUUCUUUGAGUGCUGAUGAGCAGCUGUCACUCAUCAGUGGUUGUUUGGAUAUUCAAGAAGCGAUAGAGGGCGCCAUGCACAUUCAGGAAUGUAUUCCCGAAAACCUGGAACUAAAGAAGAAUAUUUUUACGCAGUUAGAUCGGAUUGUGGAUGAUAAAGUCAUCAUAAGCAGCUCCACCUCCUGUCUCCUUCCCUCCAAGUUGUUUGCUGGUUUGGUACAUGUGAAGCAAUGUCUCGUGGCUCAUCCUGUGAAUCCACCCUAUUAUGUGCCAUUAGUUGAGCUGGUCCCUCACCCAGAGACAGCCCCUGAAACGGUGGACAAGACUUAUGCCCUGAUGCAGAAGAUUGGCCAGUCUCCAGUGCGAGUCCUGAAGGAGGUGGAUGGCUUCGUCCUGAAUCGCCUGCAGUACUCAGUCAUUGCUGAGGCCUGGAGACUUGUGGAGGAAGGAAUAGUAUCUUCAGGUGAUCUUGACCUUGUUAUGUCUGAUGGCCUGGGCUUGAGAUAUGCAUUUAUUGGACCCCUGGAAACAAUGCAUCUCAAUGCAGAAGGUUUGAUGAGCUACUGUAACAGAUACAGCGAAGGCAUAAAGCGUGUCUUGAAGACUUUUGGACCCACCCCAGAGUUUGCAGGGGCCACUGUUAAGAAAAUUCACCAAGCCAUGUGCACAAAGGUUCCCGAUGACCCUGAGCACUUAGCUGCCCGGAGGAAUUGGCGGGACCUAUGCCUCAUGAGACUGGCCAAAUUGAAGAGCAAGCUGAAGCCUCAGUAGAGUUUUUCUGAAGCUCCUGUCACUCCUGUCCUCUCUUGGGUAGAAGUAAA
Suncus etruscus (white-toothed pygmy shrew) is the source of this 1063-nucleotide messenger RNA. RefSeq names its product crystallin lambda 1 (gene CRYL1). The transcript has 8 exons. Gene Ontology annotation, biological process: fatty acid metabolic process. Gene Ontology annotation, molecular function: L-gulonate 3-dehydrogenase activity; NAD+ binding. The coding region runs from base 54 to 1013 and encodes 319 amino acids. Lineage: Eukaryota; Metazoa; Chordata; Mammalia; Eulipotyphla; Soricidae. The record is from RefSeq and is a predicted model, not a curated record.